This is a messenger RNA of Chlamydomonas reinhardtii, 1842 nucleotides long. RefSeq lists its product as uncharacterized. The record is from RefSeq and is a predicted model, not a curated record. Gene Ontology annotation, molecular function: tRNA binding. Lineage: Eukaryota; Viridiplantae; Chlorophyta; Chlorophyceae; Chlamydomonadales; Chlamydomonadaceae. The transcript is spliced from 10 exons. Bases 49 to 1380 code for a protein of 443 amino acids.
GUGUUCCACGCAACCGAUUAGGGUAUUUCAAACUCUUAAAAACACAAAAUGGCUGAUACACCGAGCCUUUCUUGUGCACGCUUUGUUGCGCAAGCGUGCGGGUCGAGCGAGCAGCCAGUCGCUUCCACGAGCGGGCAAGUGCAGCUUGUCGCUGGGAAAGAGGCCAUCUCGGGUCUCGCAGCUGUCGUGACGCACUUAGCACGGAGCAGCGCGCGUAAGGAUGCACUUCUGGGCUCGACACCGGAGCUUCAAGCGCAAGUUGCCGAGUGGCUCACCUGGGCUAGCACGGAGCUCUCGCCGCUAAUGGACGAUAAGCUUGUCAAGCUCAACGAGCACCUGGCUACCCGCAGCUUCCUUGUGGGCGGCGCCGCCAGCCUGGCAGACCUGGUCAUCUACGCACUGGUCCACCCGGCCGCGGUGACCUUCCCCGCAGCCCAGACCCUCCACUUCUGCAACCUGCUGCGCUGGGUGGACCUCAUCCAGGCCACGCAGGACGGCGCCGGCUUCUGCCAGCCCCGCCUGGUCCUCAACAGGCCGCGCUUCGUGGCGCCGCCUCCGCCCGCGCCGCCGGCGCCCAAGGCCGCCGCCACCGCCGCGCCUGGCGCCGCGGACGCCAAGGGCGCGGCGCCCGCUGCUGGCAAGGACAAGGCGGCUGCCAAGCCCGCUGCGGACGGCGCCGCCGCCGUGCCCAAGAAGGAGGGCAAGAAGGAGGCGGCGGCCGCAGCCGCACCUGCCGCUGCCGCCGCCGCACCUGCCGCUGCUGCUGCUGCUGCUGCCCCCGCCAAGGAGGGCGGUAAAGAGGGCAAGAAGAAGGACGCGGGCGCGGCUGCUGCGGCUCCGGCUGCCAAGAAGGAGGGCGGCGGUGCGGCCAAGAAGGAGGAGGAGGAGGCGAGCAUUGACAUGCUGGACUGCCGCGUGGGGCGCAUUGUCAAGAUCGACAAGCACCCCAACGCCGACUCCCUGUACCUGGAGGAGAUCGACGUGGGCGAGGACAAGCCGCGCCAGGUCAUCUCCGGCCUGCGCAACUUCGUGCCCGUGGAGAAGAUGCAGGAUCGUGUGGUGGUGGUGGUGUGCAACCUCAAGCCGGCCAAGAUGCGCGACGUGAUGAGCUACGGCAUGGUGCUGUGCGCCAGUGACGACGCGCACGGGACGGUGGACCCCGUCAACGUGCCGGAGGGCGUGCCGGUGGGCGAGCGGCUCACAGUGGAGGGCUUCUCCAACCCGCCCCUGGAGGAGGUCAACCCCAAGAAGAAGCUGCUGGAGCGCCUGUUCCCCGAUAUGAAGACCGACGCAGCGGGUGUGCCCACCUACAAGGGGAAGCCCUUCCUGACCAGCAAGGGGCCGCUCACCUCCACCGUGCCCAAUGGCUGGGUCAAGUAGAGCGAGUGCGGGUAGAGCGGCGGCGGGUGGUGGCGGUGAUGGUGGUGGCAGUGCCAUGGUGGUGCGUUGCGACUUGUGAGGGCGCGUGGCAGGUGGUGCUAGAGGACACAGGGUGCUGCUGCUGGUAGAGCGGUGGUGCGUGUGUUGGUGCGGGCCGACGCGGCAAGUAACGUGCGCGCGAUGCUCGUGGUGGAGUAGGUGAGGCAGGUGAGGAGCAGGAUGUGUGCUGGGGAGCGAAAGUCCUAAGCGUGGAGGCGUGUCAUCGUGCGAUUGCCGUCGCGGCGACAGCGCUCAGCAGGACUUCACGACGGCUAUUACAUACCUCACACAUAGAGACAAUUGCGUGCGCUGCAUAGUGCGCUUUCAACACGGUGUAGCGAGAUAGCUGUAACAGAAAGCAUUUGCAGUCAAACCUGUUUUCACAUUCAUAGAUCAAUGCACUUGUUGUAAAAGGCCCAAGCA